Molecule: messenger RNA, 2373 nt
Organism: Physcomitrium patens
Lineage: Eukaryota; Viridiplantae; Streptophyta; Bryopsida; Funariales; Funariaceae
Source: RefSeq, a predicted model, not a curated record
GGCUGAGGGCGUUGGCGGUGAUGGAGAGGAGGCUUGCUUCUAUUUCGCGUGGUGGUGGUGGCCGAGGACGCGGGGUUGGUUGCGCUACGAUCUCGUCGUGAUAAUCUCUCUGUGUGUGUGUGUGUGUGCGUGUGUCGCGGUUUUAGUGAGUUGUUGUAGCGGAGGAGACUCGUGAAUUCUUAGUGUAGCAUCGCGGCCACAGGGCGGAGGAGGGGGUUUCAAGUGGAGGGAGGGUGGCGAGAGUUCGUGGGGUGAGCGUUUUUGUGAUGAGAGUUGGCUGCGUGGAGAGGAGCGGGGAUUUGUUGUGCAGAUUGCGAGGAGAGGUGUUAGGCGGGAUGGAGAGGACACGGAAGAGCAGCGGAGGUGGUGAGGCGAAGGAGAGUUUGAGUUGGGAGGAUACGUUACGAAUACAUCAGGGAAUAUGUUUACGAAGAUGUAGGUGCUGUUGGUGUUGUUUUUCCUUACGUGAUUAGAGUGAAGGGGAGGAGAGGGAAGGGUCAGAGGAUGAAAGAGAAGUUUGCGAGGGUAGUUCUGCGCGGGUUGCGACUGCAGGGGCGUGACUAUGUGGAGCUUCGGAGGGACGGAGCCACUGCUGUAUUUUAUUGCUCCCUGUGUGGGACUCGGUGCUACAACGAUGCAGCUCUGUCGGAUCAUUUGAACGGGAAGGCCCAUGCUCGCCAUGAGAAGUCCGCGCACGCUACGGUUGGGGCGCGACCGAAGCAGGUCAAGAGGGCUCUCGUUGAUGUUGAUGGGAAGAAUGAGAGUUUGCUCACGACGGCUGCGAAGACGAGAGAGGAGUGUGGCGCAGGGCAGACAUCGUCUUUGUCGGGGGAGGUGUUGUCUCUGAGGGGAGGAUGCCAGAGUCAUGACGUUUUUACCAAGUCGUCGACGACGUCCUUGAAGUGGAUUGGCAGUGGGGAGCUCUUUCUGAGAAUAAAGUCCAUGGGUAAUCCUUUCGUGGAGGCUACAUGGUUUUCGUGGCAGAAUAUGUGCAAGUCUGCGGAGAAGAGCUGGAAUGAAAAUACCAACGCCGCUAAAAAGGAGUAUGCUGUGGUUGUCUUUCCUUACAGCGAGGGAAUCGGCAGGGGAUGUGACUGGCUGUCCGCGAGCCGCUCUGAAACGAAAGGUUCUCUAGCUCCUGAGAAUAGAAAGUUGCGUCAUGGGUGCAAACUGUCUCGCAGAGUUCCAGGAGUUCACGGACCUAGAACGCAGGAUUUUCAAGAAACUGCUGGAUCGAAGGAGACUUCGCCUCCCACCCCUCGACAUACAGCCCACGCGCCAUCGACUUUGUCAAUCGGAACGAAGCUUACAGAAUCGGUGUCUGAAGAGCUGCUGGAAUCUAACGGCGAGCCAUCUGAAAACGGUUUCGAGCAUGACGGAUACGUCACAACAUUUCGAAGAAUAUGGAAACGGAAGCAAGCCAAGAACUCAGAUCGCAUGUGCUUCAUUUGUCAUCAGAGGCUGCUCCCAAUCCAAGGCGUUGCUGCUCUGGUGAACGUACAAUCUGGGCAGAUGAUCUGUGGAAGUAGAAACAGGCAAGGGGUGUUUCAUGUCUUUCACAGUGCGUGCUUGGUAGAGUGGAUUGCAUUCUGCGAAGCAAAAACUUGGAAUGCUUCCCUGUCGAUGAGUCGAAAGCUGAAGCGCCACAAAGUUGUGCAUCCUAAUACGUGUCAGGAAGAUCAUGCUAACGACACACAUGACUGGCCUGGAACCGAAACUGAGUUCACAUCUGAGACAGGAAUCUUUUGUCCUGAAUGUCAAGGCACAGGUGUUAAAAUGCAUGGUCCGCAACUUGAACAUCCUCGGUUCCGUCUUUAUCAAGUGUAUGAAUGGGUCAUGGAGCUGAUAGAGUCUAGAAAAGCGUACAUUGAAGGGUAUGGAAACCCAUUGGGACUAUUAUUUGUGAAAAAAGAUCAGUCCAAAUCCCCGGGUGUUGUUCAAUCACAAGGUUUCGUACAUUUCUAUUCCGCUGGAGGCCCUCGGGACUUGGUAGCGAACCUAAUGGACAGGGACGUGGAAGCUUGUAAGUAAAGCAUAUGUACUUUCAUCGAUUUUAUAGCAGCAUGUGGGAGUUACUCAUGUAUCAUGACCGAUAACUGUAUAAUAUUACAGUCUGCCUAAGGACUUGGAAUUGUAGUAUGAUCUCUCGUUUUGAAAUUCUAAUUAGUUUUACACUUUUUUUUUUCUUUUUUUUUUCCAGAGCUGUAGCUUGUACAAUAUGCCCAACUUUUGGUUCAGUAGGUGCAGGCUACAGAUUUCGAGAAGCUCUAUUUGAGCGUUUACUCGCCACUUUAAGGCAUGAUAUGCCACCCGGUUUGUACGCAAGUCUAUAAGGAAUGCCUCUGUUGCUGGGAUUUGUCGGGAUUUAAUGAA